This is a messenger RNA of Antechinus flavipes (yellow-footed antechinus), 1224 nucleotides long. RefSeq names its product serine protease 33-like. Gene Ontology annotation, biological process: proteolysis. The record is from RefSeq and is a predicted model, not a curated record. Gene Ontology annotation, molecular function: serine-type endopeptidase activity. The transcript has 6 exons. Lineage: Eukaryota; Metazoa; Chordata; Mammalia; Dasyuromorphia; Dasyuridae. Bases 1 to 831 code for a protein of 276 amino acids.
AUGGACAAAGCUGUCAGGAAAAGAAUUUUCCCCAGACAGAUGCUUUCUUUUUUCUUCUUGAGUCUUCUCCUCUUAGGGGAAAGGGUGAACAGCAUGUCCCCAGAGCCUCGCAUUGUGGGAGGCUGGGCUUCCCAGUGGGGACAGUGGCCAUGGCAGGUGAGCAUCCGGGAGCAAGGUCAGCACGUGUGUGGUGGCUCGCUCAUCAAUCACCAGUGGGUACUUACAGCUGCCCACUGCGUGCCCAGUUCAGGGAAUCCCAGGAACCUGCAGAUCCAACUGGGGGAAAAGUACCUCUAUACCAAGCCCCGCUAUUCCAUCUUAGUUCCUGUGAGUCAGAUACAGUUGCACCCCCAGUAUGAUGGGGAUGCCCUUCAUGGAAGAGACAUUGCACUGUUGAAGAUGAGACGACCUGUGCCUUUCUCCAAAUUCAUCAGGCCCAUCACCCUGGCCCCACCUGGGACGCAGGUCCCACCGAAGACCCGAUGCUGGGUGACCGGCUGGGGGGAUAUCAGGGAAAAUGUGCCCCUGCCUUCGUCCUAUCCGCUGCAAGAGACUGAUGUGCACAUCGUGGACACACAGAGAUGCCGAGAGCUCUAUGACCCAGAGCCCAUUAGGAAUGAAAUGCUGUGUGCUGGAUAUUCCCGGGAGCGUAAGAACUUCUGUGAUGGUGACUCUGGGGGCCCUCUUGUCUGUCAACUUAGAGACAGAAGUUGGAUCCAGGUGGGUGUAGUGAGCUUCAUCAGAAGUUGUGCUGACCCCCUACUUCCAGGUGUCUAUUCCAGGGUUUCCUCCUACGUGCCCUGGAUCCGCCAGUCUGUACCUCUGCCCUGAGAUCCAGUGUGGCGUCCCCCUGAGCUCUGAUGACCUCAGAAUCAAGCCACAGAUUCCUGACUCCUACUGAUUUAAAGAAUUUUUCCUUCACCCCAUCCUAUUCUCUGCCUUGACCCUUCCUGCUUUCCUCAAUUCUCCUUCUAUUCUCUCUCAUAUGUCCCCAGUUCCAUGUACUUGGCUCCAUUAUAGCCCUAUUCAUGCCCUGGCUCCAGACUUCAUGAAGGGAAAAAAAUGGGAUGGAGGGGUUCUCAGGAGAAGAAGAAAAAUCUGGCAUGCCAGCAUAUCACUGCUGGUAGGGGAAAGAACCAGCCAUAGGUUCCCAUCCUGGGAACAGGAGGAAGCAGGAAAAGGGGAAAGGGUCAGGACAAAAGGACUAUUGAUGGAGCCGGUAUA